Nicotiana tabacum (common tobacco) is the source of this 1768-nucleotide messenger RNA. Its product is annotated as B3 domain-containing protein Os01g0234100-like. Gene Ontology annotation, molecular function: DNA binding. The record is from RefSeq and is a predicted model, not a curated record. Lineage: Eukaryota; Viridiplantae; Streptophyta; Magnoliopsida; Solanales; Solanaceae.
UUUUUCUCAAGGUUUGAGCAAACACUUGUAAACAAAAUGGCCAUCUCAGCUAUGUAUUCCUCCAAAAAAAGCCCUCUUCUUUCUUCUUUUAAGAAAAAGGCACUAGAAAUCAAGAAAAAGCUCCUAAGGAAAAGGGUCUUGGGUCCAAGUCAAACCUAUAAGAGGGAAAAUGGAGAUAAUAAGAAGGUCCAACUAUGCCAUGAAAAAAAGGCAAAUAAACCUAGUACUGUUGACGCAAACUCAUCUGCUAUGCUGCGGGCAGAAGAAGUGCAAGCAAAUUUGCCCUCUCAAUUUCCUAGUUUUGCCAAGUUUAUGCUCCCUUCACAUGUCACUGGUGGAUUUUGGUUGGGUUUUCCAAAGAAAUUUUGUGACCGCCAUUUGCCAAAGCAUGACGACACUGUUGUUUUGGUGGAUGAGGAUGAACAAGAAUAUGCUACCAAGUACCUUGUUGAUAAAACUGGAUUAAGUGGUGGUUGGAGGGGUUUCUCCAUUGCCCACAGCCUGCUUCACGGGGAUGUCUUGAUCUUUCAAUUGAUCCAACCAUGCAAAUUUAAGGUGUAUAUGAUAAGAGAAAGUACCUUGACAGAACUUGAUGGUGCUAUUAGCCUUCUGAAUCUGGAUUUUCAUGCUAGGCCAAUCGAAUCUGAUCAAAUUGAGGACAUGAAAAUUUGUGAAGCAAAAGAGCUGAGGUACUUGGAGCCUCCUGUCCUAGAUACUCAUCAAGAUGACAAACAAGAAAUUGAUGGUGCUAUUAGUCUUCUAAAACUGGAUUUUCGUGCUAGACCAAUCAAAUCUGAUCAAGAUGAAGGGAUGAACAUCUGUGAAGCAAAAGAGGAGAAAUACUUGGAGCCUUCUGUUAUAGAUAUUGAUCAAGAUGACGAAAAUGAAGAAGCCAUACUGGUACAAAAUUUGGACCAAGGCGCUGCAUCAGAUCAAUGUGGAAAUGAUAAUGACAUUAGCUCUGAAGUUUUAGGCAUUAGAUUUUCAGAAUCAAGACUUGAAUUCAAAGAUGUGAAGGACUUUUCUGGUUUUAACAUUCUUGUAGAUGGUUUGAUCGUAGACUCUGAGAUUCCUGCUCACAUUCGGAACAAAUACUACGAUCUUUGCUGCACUCAGAAGUCAUUUCUCCAUGACCAUUUACUUGGUGGCCUGAACUGCAAGCUAGCUGCUGGAAUGAUCACAGAAACUGUGAACAUUGCUGAUGCCAUUAGAGCUUCCAACAUUUCGACCUCUCGUGAUUAUCUUGAAGCUUGGGACAAUACAUUGAAAGGGUUCGAGUGUUUAGGCAUGGAAGUUGGAUUUUUACGUGCUAGGCUUAAUAAGCUUGUUAGCCUAUCAAGUGAACCACAACAGAUUCUUGAAUCAAAGAGAAAUGAACUAGUUGAAGCCAAAGAGGAAAUGAGGAAUCUUGAAACUAAGCUUUUGAAGGUGAAACAGGUGAUAAAGAAUCUAGAUUCUGAAAUUGACUUAACAACUAAAGAUGCCAGUUUCGAGCUCAAGUUCAAGGCUGUGGCAGCUGCUCCAUGGUCAUGAUUUUUCUGAAAAAAAUGUCCAAAUAUUAACACAUAGUAGUUAGUUUGGCAAGAAGCCUUUUAGGUUCCUAGCAGGAAUUCUCAAGUUUUGAAGGAUGGGUCUCUAUAAAUUUUUGUGAGGUUACACGGUCAAUUAUAUCCCUUUUCUAGUGUAAUUGGGGAGUAAAUUUUUUGUAAAUUGCUAACAAGCUUAGUAGUUUACUGUAUUUCUGAGACAGUCUCUGACUAAUAUGUGG